Messenger RNA from Camellia sinensis, 1736 nucleotides. Lineage: Eukaryota; Viridiplantae; Streptophyta; Magnoliopsida; Ericales; Theaceae. The record is from RefSeq and is a predicted model, not a curated record.
UUGGGCUGCAUUUGAGAGAGAGAGCCUCCCAAGCGCAAUAAUUUGCCUUUCGGAGUCCCUUUUGCAACUCCCCACGACAGACCGCCACAACACAUCUCUCUCCAUUUGAGUAGCGAAUGAAUGAGAGGGCACACUAGUAUAUACCUGGUUGUGGCGUUACUUGUCCUCGGAGCUUUGACGUCUCUCAAUGGCGGCGAGCUUUCAGACUGGAAGCUCUCCGGCAUCAUAAUCCCUGGCUUCGCUUCCACUCAGCUCAGAGCCUGGUCUAUCUUGGAUUGUCCCUACUCUCCUCUCGAUUUCAAUCCUCUUGAUUUGGUCUGGCUCGACACCACCAAACUUCUUUCUGCUGUCAACUGCUGGCUAAAGUGCAUGAUUCUAGACCCUUACAAUCAAACAGACCAUCCUGAAUGCAAGUCCCGCCCUGAUAGUGGUCUUUCUGCAAUCACAGAGCUCGAUCCAGGUUACAUAACAGGUCCUCUUUCUUCAGUGUGGAAAGAAUGGAUCAAAUGGUGCAUUGAGUUUGGUAUUGAGGCUAAUGCAAUCCUUGCUGUUCCAUAUGAUUGGAGAUUGUCACCAUCAAAGCUUGAGGAGCGAGAUCUUUACUUUCACAAGCUAAAGCUGACUUUUGAAACUGCUCUUAAACUUCGUGGUGGCCCCUCAAUUGUUUUUGCUCAUUCAUUGGGUAACAAUGUCUUCCGCUACUUCUUGGAGUGGUUGAAGCUGGAAAUUGCACCCAAACAAUAUAUUGAGUGGCUAGACAAACACAUUCAUGCAUAUUUUGCUGUUGGAGCCCCUCAUCUUGGUUCAGUUGAGACAAUAAAAGCAACGCUUUCUGGAUACACAUCUGGUCUUCCCGUGUCUGAGGGAACUGCUCGUUUGAUGUUCAAUUCAUUUGGCUCUUCAAUAUGGAUGAUGCCAUUUUCGAAGUAUUGUAGGACAGAUAGUGCAUACUGGAAGCAUUUUUCUGAUGGGAGCAAAAAGAGUCAUCAUGCAUACAAGUGUGAUGAACGUGAAUAUCAGUCAAACUAUUCUGGAUGGCCAACAAAUGUUGUCAAUGUUGAAAUCCCAUCAGUGCAAGGAGUUGAUGCUUAUCCAUCAAUCAUGGAAGUAUGUCAGGCAAAUAUGUCUAUGGAAUGCGGAUUACCAACUCAGUUAUCCUUUUCUGCUCAUGAAGUAUCGGACGGGACCUUUUUCAAAGCAAUAGAAGAUUAUGAUCCUGAUAGCAAAAGACUCUUGCACCAAUUGCACAAUUCGUAUCAUGGUGAUCCAGUUCUAAAUCCACUGGUGCCGUGGGAUAGACCGCCUUUAAAGAACAUAUUUUGUAUAUAUGGAAUAGAUUUGAAAACCGAGGUUGGUUACUAUUUUGCACCAAGUGGCAAGCCUUACCCAGAUAACUGGAUCAUAACUGAUGUCAUAUAUGAGAUUGAAGGAUCUUUAUACUCCAGGUCAGGGAAUUUGGUUGAAGGGAACCCAGGAGCUGUUAGUGGGGACGAAACGGCACCAUACCAUUCCCUCUCUUGGUGCAAGACUUGGCUGGGACCAAAAGUGAACAUCACAAGGGCUCCUCAGUCCGAGCAUGAUGGGUCAGAUGUACAAGUGCACCUAAAUGUUGAACAUCAUUAUGAAGCAGAUGUAAUCCCCAACAUGUCAAGGUCACCUAGGGUAAAGUACAUAACCUAUUAUGAAGACUCUGACAGUCUUCCUGGAAAGAGAACAGUAGUUUGGGAGCUUGACAA